UAGAGCGCAGCAGACCCACAAGAGGGAAAAAGAAAAAAAAUCUAGUGGGAAAAAAUCGGCGAAUCUGAGGGUUCGGGCGGAUUUGGACUGAGUUUCCGAACUGUCCCGACCCGCGGGACCCCCGGGGUUGAGAGGGAAUCGCCAACACCGAAAUAAUGGAAGAUUCCCAUUUCAACUCAUCAUACUUUUGGUCUCCCGUUCCUACAGUACAAGGACAGAUUGAAAACGCCAUGUUCCUGAACAAGAUGAAGGAGCAGUUGAGUCCGGACAAUAAGGGUUCUCCGUCGUUCCCUCACUCCUCGCACUAUCCCACCGCCGUGCUCACCAUGGACGCUGGAGGCCGGGUGGUGCCCAAACAGGAAGGCGGAGGCGUCCAAUUGAACGCCGUAGGUGGGCACCUGCACCAGCCGCACACCUCACAGAAUAUCACGGUGGUGCCCGUCCAGUCCACUGGCAUCAUGACGGCAGCGGGGCUAGUGAUAACCACUCCCCAAGGCACCCUGGUCUCUCAACCCACCUCCACACAAUCUUUUGUGUCCGGACCCCCUGCCACCACCAUGAUAGUGUCCGCACUGCACCCCACAAACACAGACAAGAAAGAGGAUUUGGUCAUCCCUCCUGUUGUCAUGCCAACGCCCGGGAAGCGGGGCAGGAAGAAGAAGUCGAUGAUGCCGAGAGCGGGCCCACCCUCCCCCCCAGGAAGUGAUGCGUUGAUUCUGGCACACCUGGCUGCUGGGGGACAGCACCACACUGCCGACCAUUAUGACUUAUCAAAUGAUGAGGAUGAGCAUGGGAACAAAGAUGGGACCAAAUCAUACAGGUGCCGGAUGUGUGCGGUGACGUUCUUCAGCAAGUCGGACAUGCAGAUCCACGCCAAGUCUCACACGGAGGCCAAGCCGCACAAGUGCCCCCACUGCUCCAAGUCGUUCGCCAACUCCAGCUACCUGUCCCAGCACAUCCGCAUCCACAGCGGGGCCAAGCCCUACACCUGCUCCUACUGCCAGAAAACAUUCAGGCAGCUCAGUCACUUACAGCAGCACACACGAAACCACACUGAGGGCAAACCGCACAAGUGUCCCCACUGCUCCAAAUCGUUCUCCAACUCCAGCUACCUUGCCCAGCACAUCCGCAUCCACAGCGGGUCCAAGCCCUACACCUGCUCCUUCUGCCAGAAAACAUUCAGGCAGCUCAGUCACUUACAGCAGCACCACAGGAUCCACACUGGGGACCGACCUUACAAGUGUAUCCAUCCUGGCUGUGAGAAAGCAUUCACUCAGCUGUCCAACUUACAGUCUCACCGCCGGCAGCACAACAAAGACAAGCCGUAUAAGUGCCACAACUGUAACCGCGGUUACACAGACGCGGCCAGUCUGGAGGUGCACCUGACCACUCACACGGUCAAACACGCCAAGCUUUACUCCUGUGGCCUGUGCAACCGCGCCUACACCUCGGAGACCUACCUGAUGAAACACAUGCGGAAACACAACCCGGACCCUCUCACGGUGGCGGCUGCCGUCGCCGCCCAGCAGGCCCAAGGCCACACCCCUGGAGGAGGGGGCAGGGGGAGGGGCCGUGGGAGAGGAGGAGGCGGGGCAAAUGCAGUGGGUGGUCCUGGAGGGGCGGGCCAGAACCCGGGGCAGAACCAGUCCCAGAACCACAACAACCCCCAGCAGGGCAGCUACCCACAGACGGAGGGGAUGCCAUGCUCCUUCGACCUGCACCAGUACAAGACGGUGUCGGCCGGUGAGAUCCAGUACAAGCCAGUCAGCGUGGCUGAUCUGUCGGCCCAUAAGGACCUCUGCUUGACCGUGUCCACCUCAGCCAUCCAGGUGGAGCACAUGAACUCAUAGAGCGGGAGGAUGGACAGAGGGGAGGAGAGGAGUUUGGACAGAGUGGAAGAUGGACAGAAUGGAGAGGGAGGGAGGGAGUUGGAGGCUGGUGUCACUUUAAAUGGGAGGAUAGGCUCAUUGUAAUGGCUGGAAUGGAAAGAACAGAACACAAUCAAUGUGUUUGAUUCCAGCUAUUUCCAGCUAUUUCAAUGAGGCCGUUCUCCGAUUUCUCCUCCCACCAGCCUCCACUGACAGGGAGAAAGGACUAAGUAAAAGCGACACUGCCUUGUGGUUGGCGAAGGAAUGGAUGGAAGAAUGAGGUUUGGCGAUGCAAGACCCAAUCAGAGAAGGAAAGGAGGGCGUGAAGAGGAAACCAGAGAUGAGGAAGUAUGGGAUAUGUAGUCCAGUAUUGAAUGAAGAGAUGAUAUAUGAAUGGUUCAAAGAAGGCACUUAAAGGAGAAGACAUCGAAAAGGGAAAGAGAUGAGGGGGGGGCUGAUAUAAAGAAGGCACUUGAUCAAUCUUGUAUUUUUUUUCCUCAUGGUUUCUCAUUUUUUCA
Messenger RNA from Salmo salar (Atlantic salmon), 2386 nucleotides. NCBI's taxonomy places the organism in Eukaryota, Metazoa, Chordata, Actinopteri, Salmoniformes, Salmonidae. The record is from RefSeq and is a predicted model, not a curated record.